Trematomus bernacchii (emerald rockcod) is the source of this 3637-nucleotide messenger RNA. Its product is annotated as TBC1 domain family member 22B-like. Gene Ontology annotation, biological process: activation of GTPase activity. The record is from RefSeq and is a predicted model, not a curated record. NCBI's taxonomy places the organism in Eukaryota, Metazoa, Chordata, Actinopteri, Perciformes, Nototheniidae. Gene Ontology annotation, molecular function: GTPase activator activity.
AUCACACGCUUGGUUGGGGUGUGCUCCAAGAUGGCGACUUCCAGGGCUCAGUAUCAGACAUCAUCGCAUAAGAAAGCUAAAUAUCACUAUCUACCCGUGGUUUAAACUUCCUAACAGGCCGAAAAUAAGGAGCCGAGUGGGGCUGAGUUGUCGCCAGUGAAACGCGGAAACAGUUCCCCUAUGGUUUGUUCGUGUGAGGAGCCGGAUUCGGUGUCGGUCUGAAGGAGGUUGUGUUAUCCGAGUAUGGCCACCGAGAACAGGAUCAAUUUUUGGAGGAGAAACGCAAAGGUUCCCGGCAGAUAUCCCAAAGACACAAAGCCCAAGUUCAACAAUCUUAAGUCUAAAAAGGCCUCUAGCUUCCACGAGUUUGCUCGCAGCACCAAUGAUGCUUGGGACAUCGACGAAGAGGAGGACGAAGAUUUCCUCAGCACCCCUGCUCCAACUUUAAGCUCACCAUCAGGCCAUCACUCCACAUCCACACAGGACCAGCAGCAGCAGCAGCAGCAGCAGCAGAUUCAAGCUGAUGACACAGAAACGGGGGUGUCUGACAGACUGGCACCGCCCAGCACAGAGGCUCUAGACUUCCAGGAUGUGCAGGAGGAGGAUGCAGAGUACUGGGAACAUGUCAAUGGCAAGGUUGUCAAGUCUAGCAGCGACGCCCACCUCAACAUGUCCUCAGUCCGCUCCAGCCUGCAGAAGCAGCAGUCUCUCCCAGUCCGUCCCAUCAUCCCACUGGUGGCUCGCAUGUCGGACCAGAACGCGUCGGGGGCCCCACCCAUGACGGUGCGGGAGAAGAGCCGGCUGGACAAAUUCAAGCAGCUGCUGGCCAGUCCCAACACUGACCUAGAGGAACUCCGGAAGCACAGCUGGUCGGGCAUUCCCCGAGAAGUCCGGCCGAUCACAUGGAGACUCCUCUCUGGCUACCUGCCAGCCAACAAAGAGCGCAGAGAGCUGGUGAUGAAGAGGAAGCGAGAGGAAUACUUUGGCUUCAUAGAGCAGUAUUACCACUCCAGAACAGACGAGCACUAUAAAGACACUUACAGACAGAUCCACAUCGAUAUUCCCAGAACCAACCCUCUGAUUCCCCUGUUCCAGCAGCCGGCAGUACAAGAGGUGUUUUGAGCGUAUUCUCUUAUCGGGGCCAUCCGCCACCCGGCCAGCUACGUCCAGGGGAUCAAUGAUCUGGUCACGCCCUUCUUUGUCGUCUUCCUCUCCGAGUUGUCAGUAAAAGACGUGGAGAACUCUGAGGUGGCUGCCGCUGCCUCUGGACACCAGAGAAACAUCGAAGCUGACAGCUUCUGGUGCAUGAGCAAGCUGCUGGAUGGAAUACAGGACAACUACAACUUUGCUCAGCCUGGAAUCCAGAAACAAGUGAAAGCUUUAGAGGAGCUGGUCAGCAGGAUAGAUGAGGACAUUCACAAUCAUUUCAAGAGGUACGAGGUGGAGUAUCUGCAGUUUGCUUUCCGGUGGAUGAACAAUCUGCUGAUGAGGGAGCUGCCGCUUCGUUGCACUAUUCGUCUCUGGGACACCUACCAGGCUGAAACAGAGGGGUUCACACACUUCCACCUGUACGUCUGUUCUGCCUUCCUCAUCGAGUGGCGCAAAGAAAUCCUCUCCAUGGUGGACUUUCAGGGCCUUCUUAUGCUACUGCAGAACCUUCCCACAAUCCAUUGGGGUAACGAGGAAGUGGGCCUCCUCCUGGCUGAAGCUUAUAGACUGAAUUACAUGUUUGCAGACGCACCCAGCCACUACAAGAGAUAGGCCCGAGUCUGAUAGACCCUCCAGAGCAGCUGUGUCUCUGAGGAACCUGGGACACACAGAACUUGAACUCCAGUGACUGACACACUUCAAGCUCGGUGACUAUGAGAAUAUUUGCAGUCACUGCACUGUAUCGAUGGACUGUUACAGAAUGGAUAACCACACCCACCCCACCUUGCUUUUACUUGUACAGUCUGUGGUCAUGCAACAUGAAUAACACUGUAAUAUAAAGGGAGGACGUCUGUGAGAUUAUCCUUUUAGUGAAAGAUGGCAUCUACAGAUUCUAUUUUUUUGAAGAUAUGUUUUGGUAGUUUUUUUACAAGGGAAAUAAUCUUAGAUGUAAACCAGGCAACUACAAUAAUUUAUUUCUUUGUUCAAAUGUAUUUAGUCUUACACUGUUAAGCUAUUAAUAAUAAGAAGGGACCCCCCGCCCCCCCUUUCAGAUAAGAGUGCUAAUUUAUGAGUAGACUUUAGAUGUUUAGAUGUUUUGGUUCAGGGUUUUCAAAUUUGCAUUGUACAAUCAAUUUAUAAAUAUUCUAUAUUAUACUUUUAUUCAAUGACUCGGCUCAUUGUUAGCCAGUACUUAUAUUUAAAAUUGUUUUAGGCAUUAGACCUAAGAGUAGCACAUUGUAGGUACUGUGUCUAUUUAGCUUGAGUUCUGGGUUAAAGGUGGAGGAACACAUUUAGUACCUAAGCCUCAGAAGGAGGAGGUUAAUGUAGCUUUGAAAUUCUUUGUUUAAACUGCUACCCUGGAAUCUUAUCUAAGUCUUAUUUUAUUUUGUCCCUGUCUUAGAUAAAUCUAAAUGUUAUUAUAUUUUGACAGUUAAAUUAGUUAGAGAUUGUGGCACAUGGUAACAAUGGCAAAACAUGAGAUCAGCAACAACUGGUCUGUUUGAAUCUUGAAUCAUUUCCUUUGCGUAACAUUCAGAGUAAAUGAUUGUAUGAUAAUCUGUGAACUAUCAAACAGGAUACCUGUGGUCACCGUAAAGAUGCAGGUAGUUAAACAUCUUCCUCAGUAUAGGAUCAUUUUAAUAUUUGUUUUUUUUAGGUUGAAGAUAUUUAAAAAAAGAGGAAAUGCCUUUUCAAUGCUGAAGGACAUUUAGUCACAGAGUUAUACUUGAGACAGUCCUGUGGACACAGUGCAGCUCACAUCAUUUUGAUGCAUUUGUUAUGUUCUUCUGUCUUUUAAAAUGUGACAUGGAUAAUUGCUGUGUUAUCAUUAAUGUUUGUAUUUUAUAUUUGUAUGUGCUUCAGGUUAGGUUGCUCUUGUAUCUGUGACCAUUGAGGGGUGAAUAUAUGUGUUACUACUCAUCUACCUUCAUUACCAGUGAUAAUUAUACCACAAUGUAUGUCUGAAAUAUAUGACAAUCAUUAGCCUUUGAUCAUUUGAUUUCCUAAUCUACAAGAGAUGUUCUUUUUGAAAUUGUCUUUUGCCAUUUUGACUUUUUAUUUUACAGACAGUGUCGACACUGUUUAAUGAGUCUUAAUUCAUAUUCAAGAGUGAUUCGGUCCUUCUGAAGUAUGGCACUAUAUAUUCUGAAGAUGCUAUGGUACUUAAUUUGAGUCUGUGAAAUAGAUCAUUUUCAUUUUUGGAACAAUCUAACACUGUCAUAUACUUACUUAUGGUUUAUUCAUUGCCAGUUUUGUGUUUAGCUUUGUUAAGCCUGCUAUAAUCUCGUGUUCAUCCACCUUCUUUUCCCUAACUUUUAAUGUAUUUCAAGUGAUGUUGUUGAAUGUAUGCCUUUAGCCUUAAAGUUGUUUUGUUUUUUCAUUCAGGUGCGCCAACUGAUUGUUCACUCCAUCUAAAGGUCAUAAUGUCCUCAAAAUAUGAUGUUGACUCUAAAGGCUGAAAAAUAAAAAACAACUGUUGAUAUCUUUC